This is a messenger RNA of Lachnellula hyalina, 3006 nucleotides long. RefSeq names its product Mediator of RNA polymerase II transcription subunit (gene nut1). Gene Ontology annotation, cellular component: mediator complex. Gene Ontology annotation, molecular function: transcription coregulator activity. Gene Ontology annotation, biological process: regulation of transcription by RNA polymerase II. The record is from RefSeq and is a predicted model, not a curated record. NCBI's taxonomy places the organism in Eukaryota, Fungi, Ascomycota, Leotiomycetes, Helotiales, Lachnaceae. The coding region runs from base 1 to 3006 and encodes 1001 amino acids. The transcript has 3 exons.
AUGUUUGCCCCAGCCAGCUGGCAAACCUUCCUCGACCACAGCCUCGCGACGCGCCUUGACCCCGAGACCUUCGAAUGCUACGUUCAAAUCCUCUCAUCAAAGCAACCUCUUCCCCCAUCCCCAAUCAGCGACAUCUUCCUUCGUCCCACCGAAACCAACACCUCCAGCCUCGAUCCCCGCAUCCCCCGCUAUGUGCAGAUCCUUCUCUCGCUGGAGCUGGUCACUGUGCCGAGUCUAUUAAGAGCACUAUUGAGAUAUUCGAGCAGUAAGAUCGUACAAGAGCAGGACAAUGAAUCACAAGAGGGGGAGAAAAAGAAGGUGCAGAGAUGGAGCAAUUCUACAGCAUCGGAAGAAACGCUUUUCUACCGUCUCGCGAGAACCAUAUCCUCAGCAGCAGCACCGCGCACGAUGCAAGAAGCCGUUGAGCUUAUUCGCGUCUGCAUACAAUGGAUGGAAACAGAGUUGGCAGCUAGUAAUGUCGCCCAAGGCAUGCUAGAGCCUGGCAGAACUGAGGAGAUGAAUGCUCAUACCAUGGCGCUUGGAACACUGGUUGUUGCGGCUGUGGAAAAUGCGCAAGUCAUCAAUGUACUAGGCAAAGCGAGCGCGCCGAAAGGCAUGGGAAAGGAGCUUUCAAAGACACUGGGAGUCUUUGUCCCGCUGUUGCUCCAUAUGAGUCCGCAGAGUGCGGCAAGGCUGGAACUGUUUAGGACGCAGACGCUGGUAGCUGUGGAACCGGUGGAUAAGAAGGAUGCAGAGGCCAAUAAAGAAAUUGACGAGCUGCUGGACGAGGGCAUGGGGAUUGAUAGUAUGGUAGUGGUAGAGUUGCCGAGUAUGAAUUCGAGAGCCGGGCUCUAUGUUUAUUUGAAUUCUUUGCUAGUCGCGCGACCUUUAAUAGAUGAUACUGCUAUAUUUCAAUAUCUACAUAACAGAUAUCAGGGCGAUAUUCAGCAAACAAUAAUUGACCUCAUACUUGCUUCUUUCGACCUUUUAGCAAAUGCUACUUUCCGAAAUGAACGAGUUCAAGCUACUACAAUACUUCGCUCAUUUCUUAUCAACAAGAUCCCAUUACUACUCACUUCACUUUCUUCGUCCCUUUUUCCACCUCUGACCUCAGAAUACUGUAUCACGGAGGCCCUGAGCCAUGUGGAUACGAAUGCGUUUCCCACGCUUUCAAAUAUGUUCGAUGAGUCGAGUACGAAUAACAUGUUCUCAGACUCGGUGCGGCAAGACUUUUGCUUUUCUUGCUGCUUACAUGGCUUGAUAGCGGAAUCGAGUAUUGAAACUCUGCUUGGUGAUAUUCCGAUGCAGAGUUUGCCGGCUGGUGGACGGUAUGUGAAAGAGGAUUUGGUUCAGCAAUGUCUGUCAGAUCCGGAGCGUGCUGAAGGGCUGAUUGAUGAGCUGGAACAUAUGGAUGGGAAUGUUGGUGCUGUUAGCCAGGCGAUCACAGAGGUAAUUGGGAGAUUAUGCACGAAUAAGGAGACCAUGUCCUUGAAGGGUCUUUGCAGCCAGCUGGCCCGGAAACCUUCGUCCCUAGAUGUUAUGCUUCUCUUCGACAAGGCAACUACUAUUCUGCAACCGAUAUGCGAUCUACUUGAUAAUUGGCGGUACGAUGACGAUCAAGGGGAAUACCAACCCGUCUAUGAAGAAUUCGGGUCCAUCCUUCUCCUAGUGCUGUCAUUUACACAUCGCUAUAAUCUAUCGACAGUCGAUCUAGGUAUUAGGGCUACAGACUCGUUUGUUGCGAAGCUUCUCAACCAAGGCCAUCUUAGCCGCGCCAUGGAUGACUUGACCGAGCAAGAACAGAACAUUCUGGAUGGAUGGAUUAAAGGACUUUUCGAUAAUGAAAGCGGUGGUCUUGGAGAUGAACUAAUGUCUUCCUGUCCACCUCAAGACUUCUACCUCCACGUCCCCACCCUCUUCCACCACAUCGUCCUGGCCUGCUCAACCAAAAACCUCUCCGAUGAAGGCCUUAAAGGCGGCCUCGAAUAUCUUGUCGACACCUUCCUUCUCCCCUCCCUCAUCCCCGGCAUAACGUGGCUCUCCACCCAUCUCUGGGAAUCCCGCGGCGACGCCAACGCCGUUCUUCAAAUCCUCUCCGCACUCAUAACAAACCCUGCCUCUAUUUCAAACAACACCGAAGCUUCGCAAAUGCUGAACAGCAUCCUCAACAUUAUCGCCAAGAACCUCGAGCACAGCCUUCGUUGGUUCCAACGCGCCGAGCCUUCUCGUCAAGACGUCGAGCCCCUUUCGCGAGCCCUGCGCGGGAAUCUAGGCUGGGAACGCAGAGGCGCGUCUGAACACACGGAAUUAGAAAUAUGGACGAGCACUCAAGGCGGUGGCCUCUCAAUGGCCAUAAAACAAACCAUUCAAAGCCUCGUGCAAUGGGGCUUAAAUCCAGGCAUAAACAUCAACCCAGCAAACUACACACACCGCCUUAUCCUCGUCUCUCUCAAAAUCCUAGGCGCCAAACGUCUCCUAAGCACCAUCAUCGGUGAAGUAAAAUCGCAAACCGAGACCGGCAACGGAAGCGUGGUUAUCGACGUCGCGGCAGCGCUAAUCUGCGCUCCUGAGGCUGGGAGUUGGGAUAAUGCGGGCCUGGAUGGGAUGGGCCAACCGCUGCAACGGCGCUUGAAUUUGAGGGAGGCGCUGAAGAAUGAGGCAGAGAAUGCUCCGAGGGUUAGCAAGACUGAUGCGGUGCACGCGGAGAAUGUGGUUAGGUUGUAUAGGAAAGUGGAAGCGCAGCUCGUGAUGCCAAUGCGGCAGCAGACGCUCAUGCCGCACGAUGCGCUUGGGGAUCUGGACCAGGCGCUUGAUUCGGGGGCCCUUGAUGUCGAUGGGGCCAUGGCGAAUGUUGGGCUAGGUGGAGAUGGGUUAGGGAACGGAUUGGGUGAUGGCUUGGGAGGCGAAAAUGAUCUGAUGAGUGGGCUUAUGGGUGAUGGACAUAGUGGGGGUCUUUUGGAUAGUUUUGGGACAGGCGGGGAUAUGGGCGAUGGAAUGGGCUUUUGA